Molecule: messenger RNA, 1064 nt
Organism: Fomitopsis serialis
Lineage: Eukaryota; Fungi; Basidiomycota; Agaricomycetes; Polyporales; Fomitopsidaceae
Exons: 5
Coding region: 61-858 (265 amino acids)
Source: RefSeq, a predicted model, not a curated record
GCACGACGCGCAGUCGACGCCCCGGGCCUUGCACUGUGCAGCGAUCGCUCGCGGUCUGCGAUGCGUGCUCUGGAUUCACGUCGACCCACGUCGUCCGUCGCCCGCAGGAACGUCGAUCGACGUCGCCGCUCGCAGGAUGCGCCCCGCUCGCCGCAUGCGCGGUCUCCUCGCGUGCGCGGUCUCCCCCGCCGCCCGCGCAACAGCCGCCCAGCGCAUGCACAAGACCGGGCAGAGUUCGCGCCCGUCUUUUCGGCCUCUCCGUGCACAAGGGCGCUGUAUGUACAUGUCUCUCGCGCUGUCUACUCAUACACUCGACCGUCCUCCUCUCCCAGCAUCCCCGUCCACGCGACGCCAGGUCACUCAUGCUUGUGCAUGACGAGUAGGGUCAGGCUGUCCAUCCGCUACCUCCAAUCGACCCCGACGUCGCUAUGGAGUUUCUCGUCAGACCACAGUACGUCUCGUCGCUCCCGACCGGCCCGCCCAUCCAGAACCUCGCACGUUCCCACCGCCUCCGAACGGAUGCCUAGACGUGUACGUGACGAGCAGGGCUACGCCGCGCAGACCUCCGCUCGCCGCAACAUCGUCCACCAUCGCGCUUCCCGGGCCGUGACGUACCGCGCCGCCGCUGAUCCUCCCUCUCGCGUCACCACUUGCAUCCGAGCCGAAGCGGCCACUGCCAAAGACGUGCACAAACACACGUCCCUUGAAGCCGACGCCGCUCGCCGGAUCGCGAUACAUCGUGACUUCGCCGGUAAGCCCCGCAUCCCGCCAACAUCCACGGACGAGCAAAGUCCGCUGAGCAGACCGGCUGUUGCUCGCACGCUUCUGCAAACCCGCCCUCGACCGGGUGAUGGAUAGCCCUCUGCGACAGACCUUCGCGACCGACGGAUCACCGCUGACGGUCAAGCGACGACCGGAAACCGACCCAUGUACGACCACACAUGACCGCCAAGGGCGAGAUCGUCGGUAUUUGACGGUGGAAGGCUACGUGGGCGCGAGCGCAGAUGAGUGGACGCAUACUCUGGUUUGCCAAGGCCGGUUCGUCGACGCUCUCGGUGCCUCGA